Symbiodinium necroappetens is the source of this 1056-nucleotide messenger RNA. The record is from the annotation of a GenBank genome assembly. NCBI's taxonomy places the organism in Eukaryota, Dinophyceae, Suessiales, Symbiodiniaceae.
AUGAGCCGUGCCGUACUGCAGGUGUUUGAGGAAUAUCAGAAGGCCCGUGUGACCUUCGUCCAGACUGUGGCAGACCUCGCGACGCGCCCACAGAACAUCGAUGCACUCCAAAAUGCAGGAGUGAUGGCGCUUUUGCGUCCCCUGCUCCUGGAUAAUGUGGCCUCCAUCCAGCAGUCAGCAGCCCUAGCUUUGGGACGCCUGGCCAACUAUAGUGACGAGCUCGCCGAGUCGGUAGUUACCCACGAGAUCUUGCCACAGUUGGUGUAUUCGCUGGCUCAGCAGAACCGCUUUUACAAGAAGGCUGCUGCUUUCGUCCUUCGUGCCGUGUCGAAGCACUCUCCACAACUGGCACAGGCAGUGGUCGACUCCGGAGCGUUGGAGGCUCUGGUAAAUUGCCUGGAAGAGUUCGACCCUUCCGUGAAGGAAGCAGCCGCGUGGGCGUUGGGUUACAUUGCAAGGCACACCAAAGAGUUGGCGCAGACGGUAGUCGACGCAGGCGCAGUACCUUUGCUGGUCUUGUGCUUCCAAGAGCCAGAACUUACCUUGAAGCGAAUCUCUGCGUCUGCCCUGAGCGACAUCUGCAAGCACUCUCCUGAGCUGGCACAGACUGUGGUGGACGCAGGCGCCGUUUCGCUCCUGGCCAAGGACAUCUCCCACAACGAUGCGCCAUUGAAGCGUCAGGUGUGCUCCUGUCUGGCGCAGAUUGCCAAGCACUCUGUGGACCUGGCAGAGGUCGUGGUUGAAGCCGAGAUCUUCCCGCGCAUCUUGCACUGCCUGAAGGACAUCGACGAGUUCGUGCGGAAGAAUGCUGCCACGUGCAUCCGCGAGAUCGCGCGCCACACUCCGGACUUGGCCAAGCUCAUUGUCAAUGCCGGUGGAGUUGCCGCCAUGGUGGAUUACAUCACGGAGGCUCGCGGCAACAACCGCCUGCCUGGCAUCAUGACGCUGGGAUACAUUGCGGCGUUCUCCGAGACACUGGCGCUGGCUGUCGUGGUGUCGAAGGGCAUCCCGCCCCUCAAGGAUGCCCUCAUCAACGAGCCCGAAGAUCACCUGAAG